Monascus purpureus is the source of this 258-nucleotide messenger RNA. The record is from the annotation of a GenBank genome assembly. Lineage: Eukaryota; Fungi; Ascomycota; Eurotiomycetes; Eurotiales; Aspergillaceae.
AUGGCCCAAGGACUCUUGAAAAAGUCCAAGCCGGGGACGACAUCAAAACGUCCCCAAUCCCUCGGCCCAAAAAGAGGCAGCAGAGUGAUAGCGCCCAAGAAAGCGAAUCUGGUUAAGCAGCAGAAGAUGACAAAGAAACUCACAGCCGGCUUGAUUGCCAAGACGGAGCGCAAUCUGGCGCAGAGAGCCGGUCAUCUUGAGAUGCUUGCUGGGGGGAAGAAGGAGAAGAAAGAAAAGGAGAAAGAGAAAAAAAAAUGA